Messenger RNA from Lampris incognitus (smalleye Pacific opah), 1782 nucleotides. RefSeq names its product solute carrier family 24 member 2 (gene slc24a2b). The transcript is spliced from 9 exons. Gene Ontology annotation, cellular component: membrane. Bases 238 to 1782 code for a protein of 514 amino acids. Gene Ontology annotation, molecular function: calcium channel activity; calcium, potassium:sodium antiporter activity. NCBI's taxonomy places the organism in Eukaryota, Metazoa, Chordata, Actinopteri, Lampriformes, Lampridae. Gene Ontology annotation, biological process: calcium ion transmembrane transport; intracellular calcium ion homeostasis; long-term synaptic potentiation. The record is from RefSeq and is a predicted model, not a curated record.
UGCACCAGGCACCAUUACCAGCAUGUCAGGAGAAAGCUGCGGCCUGGACGGAUCUUGGGUUUUGUCAUCAGCCUGGUAGUAGUCUGCACAUUCUUUUCCUGGAGUGCCUUGACGCUGGCAACAACGGCAGUGAAAGAGCAGGAAUCAGCUGCCAAAGGGUCAGCAGAGGCAGCAGUGCCCCAAAGAACUCUUCUUCAUCACAACCACUCUGCCCCAGCAGAGGACACACCAGUGGCCAUGCGCUCAUCCCACAGCGAGCUAAACCAGGGGGACUACCCCACAGACUACUUCAGUUUGGAAGAGAGGCGCCAAGGCUUUGUGGUUUUUCAUAUGUUUGGCAUGCUCUACAUGUUCAUCUCUCUUGCCAUUGUGUGUGACGAGUUCUUCGUCCCAGCGCUCACCGUCAUCACAGAGAAGCUGGCCAUCUCUGACGACGUCGCAGGAGCCACCUUCAUGGCGGCCGGUGGGUCAGCCCCAGAACUGUUCACCUCCGUCAUUGGAGUCUUUGUUUCCCAUAGUAACGUAGGUAUUGGCACCAUCGUGGGCUCAGCUGUGUUCAACAUUCUCUUUGUGAUCGGCAUGUGUGCCCUGUUCUCCAAGGAAGUGUUGCACCUCACCUGGUGGCCUCUGUUCAGAGACGUCUCCUUCUACAUCGUUGGCUUACUCAUGCUCAUAUAUUUCUUUCUGGAUAACCAAAUCACCCUGGGAGAAAGUAUAGCUCUGCUGAUGUGCUAUGUUACGUAUGUGACAUUUAUGAAGUUCAAUUCCAACGUGGAGCAGCUCAUCAAGGGCAGUUUCACUAACAACCAGGUGGACCAGCUGGACUCUGCACCCAAGGCAAAUGGAGAAGAUGAGAACAAACUGAUGGCCAAACCCCGACUCCAGAGAGAAGGAAGCUGUGCAUCCCUACACAACUCCCUGAUGAGAAACAGCAUCUUCCAGCUGAUGAUACACACACUGGACCCCCUUAGUGGAGAGGGACGAUUUAAAGAGAAAGCAUCAAUCCUUCACAAGAUGGCCAAGAAGAAGUGUAAAGAGGACACUGCUAAUGGUGUUGCUGGCAGAAGAAUUCCCAACAGUACCAACGUGGCUGUUGAGGUGACGCCGCCCAUGAAUGGCAGCAUUGGAGGAAACGAGGGCAGUGAGGAAGACGAGGAUGAAGAUCAGCCUCUGAGCCUUGCCUGGCCAGACACCACCAGGAAACAGCUCACCUACCUCUUCAUCCUCCCCAUUGUCUUGCCCCUCUGGCUUACAAUUCCUGAUGUUAGGAGAGAGUCAUCUACAAGGUUCUUCCCUAUCACUUUCCUUGGUUCCAUUUGUUGGAUUGCUUUCUUCUCCUAUCUAAUGGUGUGGUGGGCUCAUCAGGUUGGUGAGACCUUCUGGAUCACAGAGGAAAUCAUGGGUCUGACCAUAUUAGCAGCAGGCACUUCAAUUCCUGACUUAAUCACCAGUGUGAUUGUUGCGAGGAAAGGGCUUGGCGACAUGGCUGUGUCCAGUUCUGUGGGCUCCAACAUCUUCGAUAUUACAGUAGGUCUGCCAUUCCCAUGGCUCAUCUUUAACAUCCUCAAUGACUUCCAGGCGGUGAAGGUGAGCAGCAACGGCCUGUUCUGCGCCAUUGUGCUCCUCUUCCUCAUGCUCCUCUUCGUCAUCAUCUCCAUCGCAAUGUGCAAGUGGAAAAUGAGCAAGUUCCUGGGUCUCCUUAUGUUUCUGCUCUACUUUGUCUUCCUGAUCGUCAGCGUCAUGCUGGAGGACAAGGUUAUCAUCUGCCCUGUCUCCAUCUGA